This is a messenger RNA of Mesorhabditis spiculigera, 645 nucleotides long. Lineage: Eukaryota; Metazoa; Nematoda; Chromadorea; Rhabditida; Rhabditidae. The record is from the annotation of a GenBank genome assembly.
AUGGAUCGAGCCACAACAUCGGCCUCUUCCGAAGGCGAAUAUAGGUUUAAGGUUGUAUUACUUGGCGAGGGUGCCGUCGGAAAAUCGUCGCUGAUGCUUCGCUAUGUAGAGAACAAAUUUUCUCCAACGCAUUCUAGUACGAUACAGGCUUCAUUUUUAUCAAAACGAAUCGACCUCGGGGACCGGCACGUCGACCUGGACAUUUGGGACACGGCAGGGCAAGAGAAAUAUCACGCGUUGGGGCCGAUUUAUUACCGCGGCAGCAACGGGGCCCUGCUCAUUUACGACAUUACCGAUCAACGGUCGUUUGAAAGGGUAAAAGUUUGGGUCCGGGAACUCCAACGAGCGCUGGGAGAUACAGCUGUUCUGCUCGUGGUUGGCAACAAGCUUGAUCUGGACAAGGAGCGGACGGUGCCGAGGGCGGAAGCUGAACAGUACGCAAAGAGCGUCAACGCCGAGUACUUGGAGACGUCCGCCAAGGAGAACAUUGGCAUUGCUGAUCUUUUUGAACGGAUUUCGGCUUUGAUGGUGGACCACGUCGAGAAGCAGCGUAGCGCCCAAGUCCACACGACCACCUUCACCACGUCUCGACGAGGCAUCCAACUUGUCGAUGAACCGCAGCAGCGCGGUUCUCGCUGUUGCAAA